AUGUUCAAUAUAAGUAACACACACGAUAAAGAUUUAUAUGUGUCAAAGCCAACUGAAGAAAGAGUUAGAGGAGAACUCGAUAGAAGUGUUGAUAAUAUAGAAAGUCAACCAGCGUCUAACAAGGCUUAUAUAACAGACAGAGCUUAUAAGGAAGAGAGCCAAAUGUCAUUAAGACAAAUACAAAAGUCAAAGUUAGAGCUACAGAAGCUAAUCAUGAUAGAGGAAGAUAAACAAAAGCAGUUACAAGAACAAGAGAAGAGACGCAUUACUGAGUUAGAAAAACAAACGAAAAUGUUAGAUGGACUAAUACAAAAGGAAAAGGAAAUGACAGAAAGAGAACGUAGGUUAAAGAAAGACAAAUUAAUAUUACAACAGAGAUAUGAAGAGUUAGAACUCCUACGAAAUAGACAAAUUAAAUCAGGAAAGGACAAGUGCACGAAGCUGGAAGAAAUAGAAAAGGAAAUGAUAAGUAAAGACGAAGAAUUAAAGAAACGGGAAUUGGACCUAAGAAGAAGAGAGGUACUAUUGACAGAGUUUCACCAAAAGCUUCUUCCAGAAUACAAGAAAGAGACUGUGAUUCAACACAAACCAGACAUCAGCUCAUUUUCUGGGGAAGAUCCUAAACCAAAGAAUGAGGUUACACUGGAUGAAUGGAAAACAGAAAUAAAAAGUCUCAUAGCAACAAAUAUCUACCCCGAUAACUUAAUAGCACAAGCAGUAAGGAAAUCUUUAAAGGGACAAGCCAGAAAAGUUUUGAUAAACAUUAACCCGACAGCGACAAGUGAAGAGAUUAUUGAAAAGAUUGAAGAUAUUUUCGGGGACACAUCAAGCAAACAGACGAUAUUUACAGAAUAUUAUACUGCUUCACAAAGAGAGAAAGAGUCGGUUGCAGACUGGGGUUUAAGACUUGAAGAAAUCUUAUUGAAAGUUUCAACCAAAAAGCAACUAGCUUCAGAAGAAAGAAAUGAAAUGUUAAAGGACAAGUUUUGGAGGUCUCUCUACAACAAAGAAAUUAAAAAUGCCCUGAGAAUCUCUUUUGAAAGUACAGAUACUUUUGAGGUUCUAAGAAAGAAAGCUAGAGCUGAAGAACAUGAAAUACAAAUGAAUAGAGAAGUCACAGAAAGUAAAGUUUUCCAGCAACAGAAGACGACAAAAGACACUGAUAAACAUACAGAUAUGUUGCAAACCAUGAUGAAGAAAAUGGAAGAUCUAGAAAGAAAGGUUGAGGAAUACAGAAAAGAAAAGUAUCAAACAGAAACACAAACAGACUUCAGACACUUUAACAAACCAAAUAAAUAUGAAAAUAAAGGAAAUGGACAAUACAGAGGAUACGGACGAUAUAGAGGGUAUGGAAAAUACAGAGGAAUACUUCAAUAUGAAACUAGAGGGUUCUUUGACAAGAAAUCUCACAGACAAGUCGAGGAUAAAACAUGA
This is a messenger RNA of Mercenaria mercenaria, 1434 nucleotides long. RefSeq names its product golgin subfamily A member 6-like protein 6. The record is from RefSeq and is a predicted model, not a curated record. The transcript has a single exon. Lineage: Eukaryota; Metazoa; Mollusca; Bivalvia; Venerida; Veneridae. The coding region runs from base 1 to 1434 and encodes 477 amino acids.